CUUGUGACCCCCCUCGUCUCUCCCUCACCACCACCACCACCCCCAUCACCCCCCUUCUCUCUCUCGGGGCUAUAAACUCUCCACUCCUCUGUCGGGGCCAUGACUCCGAGCGACUCUCCGCUUCUCGGCUGCCCUUGCUGCCGAGAUUCAUGGAGGCAGUAGAGACGCGCUCUGCGCUGCGCGCCUUCCUGUGCGGGGCGCUGAGCGGGUCGUGCUCCACGCUGCUGCUCCAGCCCCUGGACCUGGUGAAGACGCGGCUCCAGCUGCUAAGAGCCGCCAGCCCCCCACGGUCCCCGAGGGUGCGGAUGUUGUCCGUGCUGACCCAUGUGGUGCGUACGGAGAGCGUGCGUGGCCUCUGGAAGGGACUUGGCCCUUCUCUCGUGCGCUGCGUACCUGGCGUUGGCAUCUACUUCUGCACCCUGCACUCACUCGAAGAGAGUUUCUUCAGGGAUCGUGCUCCAUCCGCCCUGGACUCGCUCCUGCUGGGGCUGUCGGCAAGGACCGUAUCUGCAGUGUGCAUGCUGCCCGUCACUGUUGUGAAAACACGAUAUGAGAGUGGCCGCUUCAAGUACAGGAGUGUGCUCGGAGCACUGAGCAGCAUCCGUAAGACGGAAGGCAUCCGCGCCCUCUUUAGCGGCUUGACGGCAACGCUCGCUCGCGAUGCGCCCUUCUCGGGGAUCUACGUCAUGAUCUACACUCAGGCCAAGCACAUGCUGCUACACGGAGUGGAGAGGGAGGGCCAGGUGCCGACGCGGUUUGCGUGCGGGGUGCUGGCUGGAGUGGUAGCAUCUCUCGUCACGCAACCAGCCGAUACCAUCAAAACCUACAUGCAAAUGGAGCCUCACAGAUUUUCCCACACAGGACAAACUUUUGUGGCCAUCUGCAGAAGCCAUGGUCUGACAGGUCUCUUCCAUGGCGCUGUGCCGCGAUGUCUACGCCGCACACUGGUAACUGCCAUGGCGUGGACAGUGUAUGAAAGGAUGAUGGUGGGACUGGGCCUGAAGACGUGAAACCACCACCAUGGCUGCAGCACACCGGACAGUGACUCUCACAUGACAGUCUGACACGUGAUACAAGUGCCUCUGACUAACAAUGCCACAUGAGAUCAACACACAUGACAUAAUACUGCUUCUCAGUCACACUGGCGUGUGGAGUCAAAGCAAGGAGUCUUACACGACCAAAGCGUUCGCCAUUUGCACCAAUUCCCACACAGGAAUCCAUGUAACCCAGGCGUCUCACGAGUACUCGCUUGAGUGGUGGUGCUGAACAGACCCACAUGACCAUGCCGCCACCGUGACAAAUCAACCGGCAUUUGAAUUUGUUUGGAGAUAACAUUACAAAAGUCACAAGGACUUUGCCAAGCAAGAACGUUCUAUAUUACUUGGGUAACUUACUAGAACUUGAUGCCAUCUAGCACUAAUCUCGACAGUGUGCAGUUGUGCCUUUUAAAUAAAAGGGUCCAAUAAGUAUUUAAACAGCAUGUGCGUAAUGUUUACAGAAGAUGUGAUUAUAAAUACGCAAAAGGAUGUUACAUUAAUGAAUGUUUUACCGCUGCUGUACAGAUUUCAAUAAAGCUAAUUUACCAUG
Molecule: messenger RNA, 1587 nt
Organism: Lethenteron reissneri (Far Eastern brook lamprey)
Lineage: Eukaryota; Metazoa; Chordata; Hyperoartia; Petromyzontiformes; Petromyzontidae
Gene: SLC25A38
Product: solute carrier family 25 member 38
Biological process (GO): glycine import into mitochondrion
Cellular component (GO): mitochondrion; mitochondrial inner membrane
Molecular function (GO): glycine transmembrane transporter activity
Source: RefSeq, a predicted model, not a curated record